This is a messenger RNA of Drosophila yakuba, 778 nucleotides long. RefSeq lists its product as uncharacterized. The record is from RefSeq and is a predicted model, not a curated record. Bases 84 to 599 code for a protein of 171 amino acids. Lineage: Eukaryota; Metazoa; Arthropoda; Insecta; Diptera; Drosophilidae. The transcript is spliced from 2 exons.
ACAAAGUUUACUUCUCAUUUUCAGUCUGAUUUUAAAAUAUAAGAAACUAUUAGGCUGUUAAAAUUUUUAGUUUUAAAUUCAGAAUGCACGCUUGUAAUGUAUACGGAACCAUCUGUAACAUUGGACUACUAGUUAUAAUCGAAAUGAUUUACAUUUUUCGCAUAAUUUGCCAGCCACUGAGGUCCGAGGAUACUGAUCUGAAUUCGGCUAUAUUUGUUGCUGCCAUCCACAUUUACCUACUCCAAGUUGGACCACUUUGCAUGAUCGGAAGUCAAAGAAUAACUGCGACAAAACAUUUCAUUCGUCCUACAAUCCUUCACAUGGCGGGUGUCCAUCUGGCUCUGGCUCUCCUUUGGAACCCUACAGGUCUUGUGGUUGAAGGCAUUUUGUCUGCUGUGAAAACAAGUGAUUUACCCCAAUACAUGCACCUGAUUCGUCUUUCCACGGCCUUGAGCUUCUUGUGGUGCUGCUGGAAUCUUCCGAAAAAUCUGUGGGAUGCCCUUCCAUCGGAGAUCCAAUUAGGAAGUUUGGGCUUGCAUUACAGGGAACGCUUUCCGAGGCGAAGAAAACCCUCAUAUCAUGCUGUUUCCAGGGGAUGAAUAUAUUUAAAUUUAUAUAGCACCCAAUGCAAUCAAAUAACCAUUGUCGAGGUGUGUAAAUGUGUGCUCAUCAUAUUUGGCUUUCGAAUGUUUACCGACUGUAUAAUAUUCACAAAUGUGCUUACCUUUGUAUGUUUUAUUAAGUAGUUCUAAAAACAUGAAUGGUGUAUGUUUUUGAA